This is a messenger RNA of Zalophus californianus (California sea lion), 5113 nucleotides long. It is a transcript of the gene HFM1, whose product is annotated as helicase for meiosis 1. The record is from RefSeq and is a predicted model, not a curated record. Lineage: Eukaryota; Metazoa; Chordata; Mammalia; Carnivora; Otariidae. Gene Ontology annotation, molecular function: nucleic acid binding; ATP binding. The transcript has 39 exons. The coding region runs from base 207 to 4649 and encodes 1480 amino acids.
GUUUCUGUCAGAAGCGGGGCGAGGCCUGAGGCGCUCGGGGCGGGGCGGCCGCUCGCGCGGGUGGGGCUGGCGGGAGGACGGCAGCCCGCGGAGCUGACGGAGCUGGGGUCUUGUUUUGGGCCGUUCCCGGACCCCCUGUGUUUAUUUCUAGGUGUGUCUGGCCCCCUGAGCGAUUGCAGAUUUAUGACACAAUCCAGUCUUUAACAAUGUUGAAAUCAAAUGACUCCUUGUUUUCUUUGGAUACUUUGGUUUUUGAAAAACAAGAUGAAGCUGAAAACUAUCCAGACAAUGAAAAAUCAAUGGAUUGGUGUCUCCCACCUGCUCCGUUGAUUUCAGAAAUUCCAGAUACUCAGGCAUUAGAGGAGGAAAUAGGAAGUCAUAAACUGUUAGGUCAGGAAGAGAGGCCAAAAAUGUUACCAUCAAAUUUAAAGAUAACUAAUGAAAACACAAAUUAUAUUUCACCAACACAAAAAUUCCAAUUUGCCUUUUUCUCAAAUAAAUAUGAAGCAGGUGACCUGAAUUUAGGAGGAGCAGGUAACAAUGACUUAUCACAUGUUCCUGGCAAGCUGACGUAUGGUUCUUCUCAGAAAUACAAAAAUCACAUUGGCAGUGAGAUAGCACCUCCAGAUAAUACAAAAUUAGUUAAUUUUGCAGAAGAUAAAGGAGAAAGCAUAUCAGCCUUCCGAAAAAGAUUAUUUAAAAUAUCUGACAAUAUACAUGAGGGUGUUAAUUCUAAUGACAGUACAAACUUGGACUCUCCUAUUGGCUCAGUGAAAAUUGCUCCAACAGAAGUGAACAAAGGGGAAUCAUGGAAAAGUAGCAGUAGUAAGCAGAAACAUCAAUAUUCAGAGAUUAACAUGUUUACAGCAAGCAAUACUUUUUCUGCUUCUGAAAUCAGAGAAGACAUAUUCAAAGCACCAACUUUUUCAGUUGCAUCCCAACCUCAUGAAGUUCAAGGGGUAACAGAAAAUGAUUUAGAUUCCUUGAAGGCUGUCACAGAAAUCCCGGCAAAAUUUAGAAGUAUUUUCAAGGAAUUCCCAUAUUUCAACUAUAUACAGUCCAAAGCCUUUGAUGAUCUUCUUUACACAGAUAGGAAUUUUGUGAUUUGUGCUCCAACUGGUUCUGGGAAAACUGUAGUGUUUGAACUAGCUAUAACAAGAUUAUUAAUGGAAGUCCCAUUGCCAUGGUCAAACAUUAAAAUUGUUUACAUGGCACCAAUAAAAGCCCUGUGUAGUCAGCGUUUUGAUGAUUGGAAAGAAAAAUUUGGACCAAUAGGAUUGAAUUGUAAAGAACUCACUGGAGAUACAGUAAUGGAUGACCUAUUUGAGAUUCAGCAUGCCCAUAUUAUUAUGACAACUCCAGAAAAAUGGGAUAGCAUGACUAGAAAAUGGAGAGACAACUCUUUGGUCAAGCUGGUUAGACUCUUUCUCAUUGAUGAGGUACAUGUUGUAAAAGAUGAAAAUCGUGGACCAACUCUUGAAGUUGUAGUUAGCAGAAUGAAAACUGUACAGUCUUUAUCUCCUACUUCUGAAAAUAGCAGCACAGUUAUUCCAAUGAGAUUUGUAGCUGUAUCUGCAACAAUUCCAAAUGCUGAGGAUAUUGCAGAAUGGCUUUCAGAUGGUGAAAGACCUGCUGUAUGUCUGAAAAUGGAUGAGAGACAUAGGCCGGUGAAACUUCGGAAAGUGGUCCUUGGAUUUCCCUGCAGAAGUAACCAAACCGAAUUUAAGUUCGAUUUAACCCUCAACUACAAAAUUGCCAGUGUUAUACAAACAUACUCUGAUCAGAAACCCACACUUGUGUUUUGUGCAACAAGGAAAGGUGUACAACAGGCUGCUUCUGUUCUUGUGAAAGAUGCUAAAUUUAUUAUGGCUGUGGAACAGAAACAGAGGUUACAGAAGUGUGCAUAUUCCAUAAGAGAUUCAAAACUGAGAGAUAUCUUAAUACAUGGUGUUGCUUAUCAUCAUGCUGGUAUGGAGCUGUCAGAUAGAAAAGUAGUUGAAGGAGCUUUCACUGUUGGAGAUCUGCCAGUUCUUUUUACUACCAGUACUUUAGCUAUGGGAGUAAAUUUGCCUGCCCACCUAGUAGUUAUAAAAUCUACGAUGCAUUAUGCUGGAGGAAUGUUUGAAGAGUAUAGUGAAACAGAUAUUCUACAGAUGAUUGGUAGAGCUGGUCGACCUCAAUUUGAUACUACAGCUACUGCAGUUAUUAUGACUCGGUUAAGUACAAAAGAGAAGUAUAUUCAGAUGUUAGCUUGUAGUGACACUGUAGAAAGCAGUUUACACAGACAUCUUAUUGAACAUUUAAAUGCAGAGAUAGUGUUACAUACCAUCACAGAUGUGAAUAUUGCUUUGGAAUGGAUACGAUCAACUUUGCUUUAUAUCAGAGCCUUGAAAAAUCCAUCUCAUUAUGGUUUUGCAUCUGGAUUGAACAAAGAUGGAAUUGAAGCAAAAUUACAAGAAUUAUGUUUGAAGAAUCUGAAUGAUUUAUCAUUUCUGGACUUGAUAACGAUGGAUGAAGAUGUUAAUUUCAAACCAACUGAGGCAGGAAGAUUGAUGGCUUGGUAUUACAUUACAUUUGAGACAGUGAAGAAAUUUUGUACCAUCAGUGGAAAAGAGACUUUAUUAGAUCUGGUCACAAUGAUAGCCAGCUGCAAGGAAUUAGCAGAUGUGCAGUUAAGGAUAAAUGAAAAGAAAACACUGAAUACUUUGAACAAAGAUCCAAAUCGGGUAACUAUCAGAUUUCCAAUGGAAGGAAGAAUUAAAACAAGAGAAAUGAAAGUAAAUUGUCUUAUUCAGGCUCAGCUAGGAUGCAUUCCCAUACAAGACUUUGCUUUGACACAAGAUACCUCGAAGAUUUUCAGAAAUGGCUCACGAAUUACAAGAUGGUUGUCAGAAUUUGUGGCUGUUCAAGAAAAGAAGUUUGCUGUACUAUUGAACAGUUUGAUACUAGCUAAAUGUUUUAGAUGCAAACUUUGGGAAAACUCUCUACAUAUAUCCAAACAGCUGGAAAAAAUUGGUAUAACAUUGUCAAAUGCAAUGGUAAAUGCAGGUUUGACCUCCUUUAAAAAAAUAGAAGAAACAGAUGCAAGGGAACUUGAACUGAUUUUAAAUAGACACCCCCCUUUUGGAACGCAAAUAAAAGAAACAGUGAUGUAUCUACCAAAAUAUGAACUUGAAGUGGAACAGAUUGCAAGAUAUAGUGAUACCAUGGCGGAAAUAUUAGUGACCAUUAUAUUAAGAAACUUUGAACAGCUACAAACUAAAAGAACAGCACCAGAUUCUCACUAUGUUACCUUAAUCAUAGGUGAUGCAGAUAAUCAGCUGGUUUUUAAGCACAAAAUUAUGGAUUCUAUUUUGCUAAAAGCUGGAAAUUGGACUAAAAAGAUUGAUGUGAAGAGAGCUUUUAAAUCUGAAGAUCUUAGCAUAAAUCUGAUUAGUUCUGAAUAUGUUGGACUUGAUAUUCAGCAGAAAUUUACAGUCUUUUACUUAGGACCCAAGAGGCUUGGAAGUCAAAUAAUUAUGCGAAAAAAAUCAGAAACAGAGAUUUUCCAUUCUAAACAUUCAAAUAGAUCUACGGUAGCAGGACCCAAUAAAGGAAUGACUGCUUGCAAAAAACCUGGGAACCGAGAAUGUAAUCAUCACUGUAAAAAUAAAUAUACAUGUGGACAUGACUGCUGUAAAACUGGAGUUGCACAAAAGUCAGAAAUGAAAGAGCCAACAAUUUCUUCAUAUUUAUCUGAUUUAAGAAACAGGAAUGCUGUUUCAUCACUUCCUCCAGUUAAACGUCUCAAGAUGCAAAUGAAUAAAUCUCAAAGUGUGGACCUUAAAGAAUUUGGCUUUACUCCAAAACCUUCUCUUCCCAGUAUAUCAAGGUCAGAGUGUUUAAACAUACCUGAAUUGUCUAUAGUGGAGCAGAGGGAUCAGCAUGAAACCUGUGCAAAAGUUCAACAAGAACCAUCAGAAUAUCAAGACAAAGAUUUCUCUAGAUGGAACUAUCCUACAACUUCAGAUGAGAAAGCCCCUCAAACAGUGCUAUUCAACAGACAUCUUAAUGCAUCUGGAAACCAGAAUUUGACAGAUGUGGAUAAAAAUAAUGCUCCAUUCUCAGAAGUUUUGGAUGUGAACUUUGAAUUGGGAGAUGAAGUUUGGGAUGAUUUUGAUGAUGAGAACUUAUUAGAAGUUACCAGUUUUUCAGCCAGUACUGAGAAGACAAAAACAUCAGGAUUUGGAAACACUUUGAGUUCAAGUACCAGGGGAAGUAAGAUAUUCCUCCAAGAGUCAAAAAGCAAAUUCCAAGGAGAAAUGGCAAAAAGUUUUGUUUCAUCACCUGAGAAGCCAGAUAUUUACUUACCAAAUUCUCCUGUGUUCAAGUUUGAUACAUCUUCCUUGAAAAAAUUACCUCAACAAGCUGGAAAUGCAAAUAUUGUUCAUUUACAAGAAAGAAAACAACAAAGUCUGUCACCAGAAAUUGAAAAGCUGUGCUUUACUCACUCUGAAAAAAUACCAAAUUCUUCAUGUUUUGUUAAGAAAGUGGAUUUCUUUAUUAGAAACAGUGAAUGUAAAGAGGAAAUUGAUUUCAGUAGGUAUCAUCCUGAUGAUGAAGCUGAUGAAAUGAAAUCUUUUCUGGGAAUAUUUGAUGGUAUUUUCUAAAGCAAACCAAAAAAAAUUCAUCUCAUAUUAAUAAGACAAGGUAUAUAUGCACCCAAUUACAAAGUAUGCGUUUUCUUUUUUUUAAAGUAGUUCAUAAUUGUUCAAAUUUUUUUUCUCUUGGAUUUGAUCAAUUUUGUUGACUUAUUUGCACCAAUUUUUUGGAUUGAUUUAUUAUCCUACUGUAACUUCAUGAAAAGCACUUUUAUAGUGGGUUUGUUUCAUUAAACUGAAAAUUAAGUUGCAUUUAGAAAUUAUUUGGUUAUUAAAUGCAUCUCGAUUGGAUUUUGACAGGAACCAAUAAAAAUACCAUUUUUGUAUUAAGAAGAAAGGUAUUCUAUGAAAGCAAAUAAUGCUAGGUCAGUGAAUUGAUUUAUUGUAUGGAUUAUUCACCAAUAUUGUUUUGUUUUACUAAAGAUUUUUAAGAAUCCAGUGGCUGUCAGAACCUGUUGUUACAUAACUUCAAA